CUGCUGGGCGGAGCCGCGCGCCCCCAGACCGCGGGGAGCAGCCGCUCUGAGAGCGUCGCUCAGCAGGUGCCAUGGAGCGGCCGGUGAGAGUGAAGAAAUGGGUGGAGGAGAACCGGGCCUUCUUCCUGCCCCCGGUGUGCAACAAGCUCCUGCACCAGGAGCAGCUCAAAGUCAUGUUUGUCGGGGGCCCCAACACCAGGAAGGACUACCACAUCGAGGAGGGUGAGGAGGUGUUUUACCAGCUGGAAGGUGACAUGGUUCUCCAAGUCCUGGAGCAAGGCAAACACCGGGAUGUGGUCAUCCGGCAGGGAGAGAUAUUCCUCCUUCCUGCCGGGGUCCCCCACUCUCCACAGAGGUUUGCCAACACCGUGGGGCUGGUGAUAGAACGGAGGCGACUGCAAUCCGAGCUAGACGGCCUCAGGUACUACUUGGGGGACACCACAGAUGUCCUAUUUGAGAAGUGGUUCUACUGCGAGGACCUCGGCACACAGUUGGCUCCCAUCAUCCAGGAGUUCUUCAACUCUGAGCAAUACAAGACUGGAAAGCCGAUCCCUGACCAGCUGCUCAAGGAGCCACCAUUCCCCCUAAGCACGCGGUCCGUCAUGAAGCCCAUGUCCCUGGAGACCUGGCUGAACAGCCACCACAAGGAGCUGCAGGCAGGCACACCUCUCAGCCUGUUUGGGGACAGCUAUGAGACCCAGGUGAUCGUCCAUGGACAAGGCAGCAGCAAAGGCCCAAGACAGGACGUGGAUGUGUGGCUGUGGCAGCUGGGGGGCUCCUCAGUGGUGACCAUGGCGGGACAGCGCUUGAGUCUGACCCCCGAUGACAGCCUCUUGGUGCCAGCAGGGACUUCGUACUCCUGGGAGCGAGCACAAGGCUCUGUGGCCCUGUCUGUGACCCAGGACCCGGCCCACAAGAAACCCCUGGGGUGA
Molecule: messenger RNA, 932 nt
Organism: Condylura cristata (star-nosed mole)
Lineage: Eukaryota; Metazoa; Chordata; Mammalia; Eulipotyphla; Talpidae
Gene: HAAO
Product: 3-hydroxyanthranilate 3,4-dioxygenase
Exons: 10
Coding region: 72-932 (286 amino acids)
Biological process (GO): 'de novo' NAD+ biosynthetic process from L-tryptophan; quinolinate metabolic process
Cellular component (GO): cytoplasm
Molecular function (GO): 3-hydroxyanthranilate 3,4-dioxygenase activity; iron ion binding
Source: RefSeq, a predicted model, not a curated record